Messenger RNA from Drosophila willistoni, 1361 nucleotides. RefSeq names its product F-box/SPRY domain-containing protein 1 (gene Fsn). The coding region runs from base 148 to 915 and encodes 255 amino acids. Gene Ontology annotation, molecular function: protein binding. The transcript has 3 exons. The record is from RefSeq and is a predicted model, not a curated record. Gene Ontology annotation, cellular component: SCF ubiquitin ligase complex; synapse. Gene Ontology annotation, biological process: proteasome-mediated ubiquitin-dependent protein catabolic process; synapse assembly involved in innervation. Lineage: Eukaryota; Metazoa; Arthropoda; Insecta; Diptera; Drosophilidae.
AAUUUACCAGCACUACCAGCUGUAAAUGGUUGUUGAUGAAUAAAACAAUGACAAAAACGACCCUUGAGUGUAAACAAAAAAGACAUUAUCCACUAAUAUAACAAGCCGCGAUCACAGAGCAGACCUAAUUGUGAGAGCACUCGUAAAAUGGUCGAUCCGGUGGCUGCAUUGUGCAAUUUUAAUGUUCUGGAAGUGAUUUUCUCUUACCUGGAUCUGAACGACCUCAGUCGCUGUUCGCAGGUGUGCAGGAGUUGGCAUCAUUUCCUCAAUGACGAAAACUCAGAUGUAUGGCGAUGGCAUUGCCUCCAUAAGUUGCCCAAGGAGGCAAUGAAAUCAGAUCUACUGACCUCCGUCUCGACUUACAAGACAAAACUGAGGGCCUAUUUUCAUGCCUGGAGUCCCAACGACUGUUCCAGAAAUGUAUACAUUAAGCCCAACGGUUUCACCCUGCAUCGCAAUCCUGUUGCCCAGAGUACGGAUGCAGCGCGAGCGAAAAUCGGGUUCCGCCAUGGACGACACGCGUGGGAAGUGAUAUGGGAGGGUCCACUGGGAACUGUAGCGGUCAUUGGUAUAUCCACUAAAGAUGCUGCCUUACAGUGCCAUGGCUAUGUUGCCCUUUUGGGCUCAGACGAUCAAAGCUGGGGUUGGAAUUUAGUUGAGAAUCAUCUGCUUCACAAUGGCGAUAUGCAAGGCAGCUAUCCCCUGCUUUCAAAUGCCCCGAAAUAUCAAGUGGGCGAACGCAUACGCGUCAUACUCGAUUGUGAUGAUAACACAUUAUCAUUUGAGAAGAACUACGAGUUUCUCGGUGUGGCAUUUCGAGGUCUGCCCGAUAAGAAGCUUUAUCCCACAGUAUCUGCUGUCUAUGGCAACACUGAGGUGUCCAUGGUCUAUUUGGGCACUCCACUAGACGGUUAAGUGAUUCGUAGAGCAGCAGAUGCAGCCUUAGUCUUAAUUUGUUUAACAAAUUUGGUAUUUCGUUUCAUUCCACCACAACCGCAAAAACACUUACAGCUACAAAGACAUAGCGUUUCUACUACUACAUCCGUGGACAAUAUAAUACGAUUUAUUAUAUAGGUUCUUCGAAAUAUUAAGCAACGGUCGAUCCCGAUUUGUAAUAUUUUUAGUUAUAUACAUAUUCUACGAGUCUCGAUAUAGUACAUAGUCGAAUUUCCAUCAGUACAUAAAUUUCGGCAAGGCCGAAUAUAGCCUGAGCCUUUUCUGGUUUGUAGUUUGUACAAAAGAGAAAAAAAAAGUAAUAUAUUAUGCAUUUUGUUAAUACGCCAAAGUAAAAGUCCACCUAAUUUCAUCAAAAUGACAACUGCAGUUAGUUGUAGGAACCAAAAAUAAAUGUGUAAAUGUAA